AUGGCUGAAAAUGCCUCGCUCGGGCAGGAUACCGAGUUAAUUCCGAUUCGCGGGAGCUACCGAAGCUCAGAUCGCCUUAUUCACAGCCUUUCUGAGGAAGGCCAGGCAAACGAGCACCACAGACAAUCCUUAGAUGAGUCCCAGUCGAAAGAAGAAGAAUCGGUCCGUCAAAAUCGGGGUCUUUUCGAAGGCUGGAAGUUCAGCGCAUUUUUGGCUUUCGUGUCGAGCGUGGUCGUAUUGUUGUUCAAUAUGAUCUUUCUCAUUUACUCAGCGGCUACCACUCGGAACGCGGGUGGAACGACUCUUAUGCGAGGAGAUUGUGGAAAGAUGCAGCAUUUGAGUACUGUAAUGCACUGGGUAAUCAACUUGUUGGGCACUGGUGUGCUAAGUGCCAGUAACUUCGGAAUGCAAUGCCUGGUAGCUCCGACUAGAACAGACAUCGAUCGUGCUCACAAAAAGCACAGCUGGCUCGACAUUGGCGUUCCCAGUGUUCGAAAUCUAUUCCGGGUAUCUUCCAAACGGUCAUAUCUAUGCCUAUUUUUAAGUUUCUCGUCUCUUCCUUUCCAUUUGUUCUACAACUCCGCCAUUUACUACACAACCGCGGUACCGGCGUAUGAUAUAUUCGCUGGCUCUGGAUCUCUGGGUCAGAUGAAUUGGUCAAACGUCCAGUUGCAAAACUUAACCCAGAUUCCGGGCAAGGACAACUCUCUCAAAAUUCUCCAACGUGCCGCCAAGAAUGGCACACUGCACCGUUUGGAAAGUGGGAGUUGUAUUGCUGCCUUUGCACAAACAUACCAAACAGCAUAUGACAAGCUUCUGUUGGUAACGGAAGAUGUUCAGGGCAAUGAUUCAUACGCACUGGUCUUCACGAAUCCUGUGUACCAGGCCACAGGUGGAUACACUGCCGUAGCCAUGGAUCCCUACCGCUGGGUUUGUCCUCUAGAUGGUGCUUCGCAGCACGCUUGCAAAAAGACCGGAAUUUCCGUCGUUCAAAAAUGGGCCGAUAGCAAAAGUUGGACCGUGAAUCAGCAACCUGGCUAUUUCACGAUUGACGAUAAGUCGGCCGAUUUUAACAUCCAGUACUGUCUGGCUAAGCCAGCGAAGCAGCAAUGCAGCCUGCAGUAUUCGCCCCCUUCAAUGAUUGCGGUCAUUAUUUCCAAUAUUGUGAAGACAGCAAUCCUGUUAUACAUAUGGCUUGGGGUGACUAAAGCUCCUAUUUUGACUAUCGGUGAUGGAAUUGCAUCUUUCUUGCGCCGCAAUGAUAUCUACUCACAAGGCAUGUGUUUGCCCUGUGACGGCAGCGCAACGUGGACAAUGUCUAUCCUAGGUGGACUCAUUGUGCUUUUUUUUGGAUUGAUGAGGAUUGACAAUAUCGGGAGCGACAUUUGGGCUACAAAGCUCGGAGACAUCACAUCGCAAACAAUCAUCAGCACUGGCAGCAGUCAAAGAUUUGUCACCAACUCGCUCAUAGCCAAUUCUCCCCAACUCAUCUUCUCAUUCCUCUAUGUGGCAUAUAACAGUCUUUUGACUUCGAUGUGUCUUUCCGCCGAAUGGAGCCGCUUCGGCAAUCUGCGCAAAGGUCUCCGCGUCUCUCACAAACCCAUGCUAUCACAGCGAAGCAACUAUUUCCUCUCGCUACCAUACCGCUUUGCAGUGCCACUCAUGGCAGCCUCGUCGAUUCUUCACUGGCUUGUUUCACAGAGUCUGUUUGUGAUUGCUAUUGAAGCGUACGAUUCGGCUAUGAACAGAGAUCCCUCGCAGGACGUUUAUGCCUGUGGGUACUCGCCCAUGGCCAUUAUUAUUGCAACUUCGGUCGGUGUUAUCAUGUUUACGUGUCUCAUUGUUCUAAGUCUCCGCCGGUUUGAAUCGGCGAUGCCAGUGGCGAGCAGCUGUAGCUUGGCCAUUGCUGCAGCGUGUCAUCCGGAAUUCGACCCUAAUGUGGAUGAAAUGGGGCCUGAACCUGUGGAAGAAAUUGAGUCUGAAGACGAGGGGGAAGAUAUAGCCUUAUUGCCUCUUCAAUGGGGGUCGAUUGCAGUCGAUGGUCCUGUUAGGCACUGUACUUUUGCUUCUGGGGACGUAUUUCCUCCCGAGGAGGGGCAAAAGUACCAGUGA
This is a messenger RNA of Penicillium antarcticum, 2112 nucleotides long. RefSeq lists its product as uncharacterized. NCBI's taxonomy places the organism in Eukaryota, Fungi, Ascomycota, Eurotiomycetes, Eurotiales, Aspergillaceae. The record is from RefSeq and is a predicted model, not a curated record. The transcript has 3 exons. The coding region runs from base 1 to 2112 and encodes 703 amino acids.